Mya arenaria is the source of this 1743-nucleotide messenger RNA. Its product is annotated as furin-1-like. Gene Ontology annotation, cellular component: trans-Golgi network; Golgi membrane. The record is from RefSeq and is a predicted model, not a curated record. The coding region runs from base 1 to 1743 and encodes 580 amino acids. Gene Ontology annotation, molecular function: serine-type endopeptidase activity. NCBI's taxonomy places the organism in Eukaryota, Metazoa, Mollusca, Bivalvia, Myida, Myidae. Gene Ontology annotation, biological process: protein processing. The transcript has 14 exons.
AUGUCGCGUUACCCUGAUGUGGCGUCAAAGAGUUUGUCAAGACUGUCGCCUCAGAUUGGACAGCUGACCCAGCUCCAGUACCGGAACCACAGCCUGCGGGCCGCGGGGAGGCGGCAAUCACGAGACAUACAGAUUGACGACGCUGCCUGGCCGAACAUGUGGCACGCGCGCGAGGACCAAUUCCCUAACCUGGGCGUGUACGAGUCUUGGUUGCAAGGCUACACUGGGGCAGGGGUGCACGUGAGCGUCCUUGACGACGGCAUUGAACCUGACCAUCCAGACCUUAUAGCCAACUAUGACAGUGCUGGCAGUUACGACUAUAUCUAUGAUACGCCAUUUGUCAACCAUACGGAAACUGACUAUCACGGGACGUGGUGCGCGGGGAUUAUUUCUGCUACGAAGAAUAACGACUGUGUUCUAGGAAUGGCGUACGACUCCAAACUUUCAUCGGUGAAGAUUUUCGACUCGUAUUAUGGCCUGACUGACUUCGGGGAGUCCCAGGCCUUGACGCACAACCUCGCACAGACGGACAUAUACUCCAACAGCUGGGGACCCUUUGAUUCCGGGGAUAUUAUGGAGGGACCUGGACCCCUCGCCACAGAGGCGCUAAAAAGGGCAAUCACAGAGGGCCGGAACGGCAAGGGCGCCAUUUACACCUGGGCGGCCGGGAAUGGAGGUAUCUAUGACGACUGCGGGUGCGACGGUUACGCCGGAAGUAUAUACACGAUCAGCGUGACGGCUGUGGGGCGGGACCAAGGGCCCUCGUGGUACUCGGAGGAGUGUUCCAGCGUGUUUGUCGGGGCGUACAGUGGGGACAGUCCUGACCUCAGGAUUUGGACGACGGACACCGGCGGUAUGUGCACGGGUAGUUUCCAGGGAACUUCCGCUUCCUGUCCCGUGGGUGCCGGCGUUAUUGCGCUCGCUCUCCAAGCAAACCCUGAUCUGACGUGGCGUGACGUGCAGCACCUGAUAGUGGCCACAGCAUCCACUUCCGGUCUGAUUGGCGCUAACUGGCAGUUGAAUGGCGCCGGAAUUUAUGUGAGUCAUGUGUUCGGAUUCGGCCUUAUCAACGCUGAGGCCAUGGUCCGUGAAGCCAUGACGUGGACAAACGUGUCACCGCAACGUACAUGCACCAGUGACGUCAUUGUUGUCAACAGUAUGUCGGCGCGCGGAGAAUAUGUGACGUCAUCGCACGUCACUAACGGUUGCGGUCAGGUGACCUACGUUGAGCAUGUGGAGGUGUGGCUAAGUUAUGAGGCCACCUACAGGGGAAGCGUACAGAUAACCCUGACGUCCCCGCGUGGUACAAGGAGCAGGCUGAUACGUCCACGUCGGUUUGACGUUUAUAAUGGGACGACGGAAUGGACGUUCAUGACGAUAAUGUCGUGGGGAGAGCUGGCUGCAGGAGAGUGGACGCUGCAACUGGAGACGUUAGACGUCACAACAGAUUUUGGUAUCAAUUCCUGGCAGCUUAUUAUGUAUGGAACCGAAACAGCCGCCUCUUACGCUGAUCCUCAAGUGUCCCCUGAAACCGACGACACUGAUGGUGGCGCCAUUGCCGGCGGGGUGGUUGGUGGACUGGCCGUUGUGGCUAUCGCAGCCGUCGCCAUAGCCUACCUUGUCAUCAGCAAGAAGGCCCGACCGCCGACCGUGAAGCCCGCGACUUCCAAUGGUGGCGGCGUGGAUAACCCGGUCAUGAAUACCCGCUACCCCGGAAACGGCGUGAUUGCUGAGGAGGAAUAG